GGCAGUUCAGGGUUUCAUAUCUGCCUCCGCUUCCUCUCGACUCCCUCCUUUUGCUUCCCUGAGCCCCGGAGUCGGUCGGUCCUGCACUUCCCCCAGCCCCCCCACAUACCUGCAGAGCAUCCACGGUCCUCUCCCCCCUCCUCCGCAGCCUGGGACGGGACAGUCGCACUGCAGCAGCAGAGACUGGAGGAAACUACUUUUUAACCCGAGAGCUGAGUCCAUCCUGCACCAGCUGAGAUGCUGCUGAGGAGAAUCCGACAUGUUCUUCCACUUCUCUGUGUCGUCUGCCAUCUCUCUCUGGCCUUCCCCACCCAAAACCCAUCUGCAUACGAUGACGUCCGGUCCCUCCAGGUGAACAUCCCCCACUCAGGUCCUGUUUCUGCCCCACUGGGCAGCUCCAUCUCCAUCCCCUGCUCGGUGUCCCUGUCCUCCACACCCACCACCUCCUCCCCCUCCUCCGCCCCUGUUGUACCGCGGGUCAAGUGGACCGUGGUGUCCGGAGGGGUGGAGACGCAGAUCUUGGUGGCAAGUGGUCAGAGGGUGAAGAUCAACGAGGCGUACAGAGGCCGCGCCGCACUGCUCAACUACACGUCCUUCCCUGAUGACCUGUCACUGUGGCUGGGAGAUGUGCGCUCCAGCGACUCGGGCCACUAUCGCUGUGAGGUGCAGCAAGGCCUGGAGGACGCCAGUGAUCUCGUGCAACUCAAGGUCAAAGGUGUUGUAUUCCACUACAGAGAUGCUUUGGGCCGCUAUGCGUUCUCCUUCCAUCAGGCCCAGAAGGCUUGUGAGGCCAUUGGGGCUGAAAUGGCCACUGCUGACCAGCUGCUGGCGGCUUAUUAUGAUGGAUACGAGCAGUGUGAUGCAGGCUGGCUGGCAGACCAGUCUGUCAGGUACCCAAUCCAAGUUCCCCGUGAGGGCUGCUAUGGAGACAUGAACGGGCAACCAGGAGUGAGAAACUACGGGACGAUGGAUCCAGAUGAACUUUUUGACGUUUAUUGUUAUGUGGAACAAGUUAACGGAGAGGUGUUCCACGACUCCGUCCCACAGCUGCUGUCGUUUGCUGAAGCACGGUCAUACUGCAGAGCCGCAGGGGCUGAGAUGGCGACAACUGCACAGCUGUACUUGGCGUGGAGUGAAGGUCUGGACCGCUGCAGCCCCGGGUGGCUGUCUGACGGCAGUGUACGCUACCCCAUCACAACCCCCAGGGAGCGCUGUGGAGGGCCUCAGGCAGGCGUCAAAACCCUUUAUGGCUUCAGCAACCAAACUGGUUUCCCAGAGCCGUCCAGCCUUCACGACGUCUAUUGCGUGAGAGACAACAGAAAUGCUCCCACUGACUCUCCCUUCGACUACAUGGCCACCGAGUCUGAAGACAUCGGACAAGAUGUUGUUAUUCUUACGCGAACAGAUCAAGAGCUGCUCCUGAACCAACAUAAAGAGCAGGUGGAGCGAGAGGCGCUGAGUGUAGUUGAGUCUUUUCCCUUUGUCUCGCGUCCUUCCACUGAGGAAAACCUGGUGGACACACAUCCAACCGAUAUAUCAGACACAACGGAGUCUCCCUUCAACACCACAUAUGUGGACCUCCUUCAGCCAUUUGAUGAAAUGUCAUCUGCUACAGAAAUGACCUCCCACUCCCAGCAUCCUGUGAUGAAUGGCACAAUCAGCAGCACAGAAACCUACAAUGUUCCACAAAAUGCAUCACUGCUGCCCAGUGUUCACAAUGACACAGCCUCCCACCAGAGCUUGAACUUCACCGUUCACCAUUUUGAACCUGAAAACGCCACAGGGUUUCCUGAACUAUCAUACGAGCCUCCCACUCGUAACCAAACAGUACCGGACACCAACCCCGAAGAGCAAACACAACUGUCUGAAAACACCACAGGGUUUCCUGAACUAUCAUACGAGCCUCCGACUCGUAACCAAACAGUACCAGACACCAACCCCGAAGAGCAAACACAACUGUCUGAAAACACCACAGGGUUUCCUGAACUAUCAUACGAGCCGCCCACUCAUAGCCAAACAGUACCAGAUACCAACCCCGAAGAGCAGACACAACUGUCUGAGAGCCCACAGGAUUUCCCAGAAAUACAAGAGACCUAUCUGGAUUUAAUCGGAUCACAAGCCAAUUACAGUGAAACAGACAGAAACCUUACUCAGGAGGAGAAUAUCCUGGAAGCGACAGCAGAAACCUCUGACAACAUCCUCCAGGUGAAGCUGGAGGAGGCAGCAGGAGCACGGCCUGAGCAGAUGUUUCUCUCGACUCAGUCGCCAACAGAGGAAGGAGAACUUCUAACUGCCAACGCUUCAACUUCAUUGUGGCCCGCUCUUGAUGGAUCUGGAGAUAUUUCUCAAGAGAGUGACCUUGACGUUGGAGCUGUCACUUCCAUCACCACAUCAGAUUCUUCCGCUUCUGGUUUCACCACUCACCCGUCACCUUCCGCUUCACCUAGCAGCACUCCGGCUGAACCUCGGACUGCGCUUCCGAAUCCAACGCCUUCCUCUGGGUCACCAAAUACUGAUAGAAUGGGUUUCAGUGUCCUCGCCACAGUAGCACAGUUAUGGGAGACUUCCAUUUCAAAACAGGAGGGAAGUACAAGCUUAGAAUCUGAAGACGCAGUCACAAUAGAAAGUGAGGGAAAACCACUGCAACCAACAAGGGCUCAAGACAUCCUUGUUUCUGGAGCAAAUCUGGCAACCACCGAGUCUUCAGAGGGGCCUGAAACUUCUCAGAUGCCCACCGAUUCCACCACAGUACAGUAUCAGACAUCAGGGUACAAAGUGUAUUGGGACACGGAAACCCUUACUUAUGAAGAGGCAAGUGGACAGGAGCCUGGUGCAGUUACUGCAGUCAUGGGGGUAGACAUUAAAUUUGCUCCAACCGUUGAAGAGGAACUCAGUGUUUCCUCAACCGUUGAAGACGAGGCUGACGUUUCCUUUACUGUUUCUCCCACUCUUAAAGAUGAAGCGAAUGUUUCCCCAACCAUUGAAGAUGAAGCUAAAGAUUCCUUUUCAUUUGAACAGGAAGAUAACGUUUCCCCGACCGCUGAAGAGGACGUGACAAGUACUCCAGUUCUUAAAGAGGAAGACAAAGUUGUACCAACAUUUGAAGAUGAUGUUUCCUUUUCACUGGAAGACAACGUUACAGUUACCCCAACACACGAGGAAGAAACAAAUGUUGCCCCAACACUUGAAGAAGAAGCAGCUAACGUGGAAGAAGCUAACAUUGCCCAAACGCUUGAAGAAGCUAAUGUUGACCCAACCAUUGAUGAGACUGAUGUUAGCCCCACCCAUGAAGAAGCUAACGUGGCCCCAACCCUUGCAGUAGAAGCUAUUGUUGCCUCAGCCCAUGAUGAACAAGCUAGCAUUGCUUCAACCUUAGAAGAAGAAGCUAACUUGGCCCCUUCCAUUGAGGACUUCACCGUCUAUCCUCUUGAUUCUCAAACAUCUAACUGGGCUCUGCUGACAACCACAACUGGACCCCAAGAAUCCCUCAACGGUCUAGAGUACAGCAGGAAAACCUCCCCCACCACCUCCACAGCAGCUCCAGAAUCCACCUCGAGCACAAAGCCCACCAGGGCCACCAGAGCCACGACCGCUGCCACCAUCAAGACCACCACACACUGGUCCAGACGCCCCUGGAGCCCAACCACCACAACCCGGAGAGUUUUCCACAAGACGACAGAGCCCCAGAAGGUGACGCACCUCAUACCACCAGUGGAUCAGGGUCUGGUGGAGGGUGAGUUUAGUCUCACCAAGCCGCCCACCCUGCUUAUCUUGCCCAAUGAGAGGGCAGCUGUGGGCGGUACAGGGAAAUCUUCAGAUGCGUGUGAGGACGACCCCUGUCUCAACGGAGGCACCUGCACGGACAGAGACGGGCAGAUUAAAUGUCUCUGUCUGCCAACAUAUGGAGGAAACUUGUGUCAGACUGACCUGGAGAGUUGUGAACCGGGCUGGGACAAGUUUCAUGGUUUCUGCUACCGACACUUCAGCCAGCGUCUGAGCUGGGAGGUGGCGGAGCAGCACUGUCGCAUACUGGGAGCUCACCUGGUGUCCAUCAUUACCCCAGAGGAACAGAGUUACAUCAACAGCAACUACAAGGAGUACCAGUGGACCGGCCUGAACGAUAAGACCAUCGAGGAUGAUUUCCGCUGGUCUGAUGGCAACCCUCUGUUGUAUGAGAACUGGUACAGAGGUCAGCCGGACAGCUACUUCCUCUCAGGAGAAGACUGUGUGGUGAUGGUGUGGCACGAUGACGGACGCUGGAGUGACGUGCCCUGCAACUAUCACCUGUCCUACACCUGCAAGAAGGGCACCACCUCGUGUGGUCCACCACCAAAGGUCCGAAACACCUCCCUAUUUGGAAAAGCUCGGCAGAGAUAUGAAACCAAUGCAGUUGUGCGUUAUCACUGUGUCGGGGGUUUCCAGCAGAGACUCAAUCCUGUGAUCAGGUGUCUGUCUGGAGGCCUGUGGGAGAGACCACAGAUCAUGUGCAUCCCCGAGGGUGGAGGUCCAACACAGAAUCCUGAUGCGACGUCACCGACCAACAGCAACUUUGCAGCGAUCGAAGACGGUUUUGAAGCCACUAAAGAGACGCCACAGUACUGGGACAUCAAGUUUUAAAAAGUCUGUUGUACUUUUCUUGUCUUCUUUUUUUAAAACUCUGCUGCUGUAACAUGACAAAACAUCUGGGUGCUUUUACCAAUGAACCACGAAAGCAAAGAAAAAUGGGCCACAGACAACUUUUGAGAUGUGUUAACUUAAAAACAUUCCUAUUUUGAUAACCUUGAAAAAUGACCUUGAAAAAAUCCUUUAAAAUAAAAGAAGCGUUGUGACCGUCAGAUAUUUAAAAAGGGGUUAAAGCGAUGAGUCCUUUCCACAUGAAAGAAAUAAAGUAAAUGUGCAAAGUGUUGAGUUUCCAUACCAGUUCCAAAUCUACAAUAAUAACUUUUUUCUAUUUGUUGUUUUUAAUGUCAAAAACCUUUUUAUUAAAUGGUGCUAAUGUCUUCAAACCUUUGUAUCCAACAGAUAUGUUUGUUUUCAGUGUGAUGUCAGAGUAGAGACGUGUACCUGCUUUUAAAAAAAAUCUAUAACUCCAAAGCACAAAGCCAACGUUAACAAAAAAACGAAAUCAUUUUUGUACAUAUAUUAUUAGCUGUCACUCCUGUGAUUGCUGCCGGCAUAUUGAAACCUCUGACUUCCAGCAGACACAGUUUUGUUCGUCAGCUUUAUGUUGUAAUAAAGUUUUGUAGAACAGAGCAAAGAAUAAAUCGUUCUCUUAUUUUACCCUCA
Messenger RNA from Hippoglossus stenolepis (Pacific halibut), 5286 nucleotides. RefSeq names its product brevican core protein. The transcript is spliced from 14 exons. Gene Ontology annotation, molecular function: hyaluronic acid binding. Gene Ontology annotation, biological process: cell adhesion. The coding region runs from base 238 to 4617 and encodes 1459 amino acids. Lineage: Eukaryota; Metazoa; Chordata; Actinopteri; Pleuronectiformes; Pleuronectidae. The record is from RefSeq and is a predicted model, not a curated record.